Cryptomeria japonica (Japanese cedar) is the source of this 984-nucleotide messenger RNA. RefSeq names its product probable F-box protein At4g22030. Bases 1 to 984 code for a protein of 327 amino acids. Lineage: Eukaryota; Viridiplantae; Streptophyta; Pinopsida; Cupressales; Cupressaceae. The record is from RefSeq and is a predicted model, not a curated record. The transcript has a single exon.
AUGGUUGUGGCAAAGCUGCGUUUGAUGGCGGCAGCAGCGGCAGACCGGGCAGAAAUGCACGCUGUCCUCGCACAGCAAAGAGACGGAUGGAACAAACUCGUCCUCCCCUCCCUUACCAACAUCACGCUGGCCGCGCUCAUGCUCCAGGCUUUACCCAGCAAUGAUACUAAUAACGUUGUCGCCACACUUUUGUAUGGCUUCUCCACAGCUUUGAUGUGCGGUAUGAACAAAAUGCAGCCUUCGCAGUUAGCGGAGGAGCAGAGAAUGGCGGCACGGCUCUUCCGCCAGCUCAACACUGACAUCCACACAAACCUUGCUCUGCCUCCCUACCUUCGUCAGGACAAGUGUGCAGACUCCUUCCUCACCAAGGCCUACAAAGCUGUACUCGCGUUGGAUGAGGCUUAUCCUCUGCCUCUCUUCCCCGGUAUGCUAGACAAAUUUCCCAAGAUUGUACAACCAGCAGUUUGGUGGUCUCAACAACAAAAUCAUCAAACCCAGAACCAACCCCAAACUAACAACAACAAAACCAUCAAUGGAUGGAGUGCAGAGCUGGAAACCGAGUUGAGGGGUGUUUCAGAGACGCUUAAAAGCGGUGAUAUUGCAGAGUUUGUUGGGCUCAGCCGCAAAGUAUUGGGAGUAAACAGUAUUCUUGCAAUAGCCGGCCCAUUGCUCACUGGGAUUGCAGGGGCAUUGAAUUUGAAUGGCGCCAUGUUAUCUAUGUCAAUGGUGGCGGGCGUGUUGGGUGUUGUGGGCAACACACUGAGCCAUGCAGGUCAGGUCGGAAUGGUGUUUGAGAUGUACAGAAACUGCGCAGGAUUCUACCAUUUGUUGGACUCAUCCAUCGCAGACACUUUGAGCGAGGCAGAUCCAGAGGCCAGAGAAAACGGAGAGCUAUUCCGUUGGAGAUUGGCCUCGCAGCUGGGUCGCGAUCCUCAUUCUCCUCUUGCAGAUUCUGCCUCCAAAUUUGCCGGCAAGCUUUUCUGA